AGAAUCUGUGAAGAAUCCAGCUCGUGUAUAAAGUGUGUUUCCUUGCUGUUAAAUUGCAACUUCAUGGCUGUCCGUGGCACCGUUCCUCCUCCGGAUUACUACCCUUUUGAUAUCGCUCUAUCAGCCCAGCCACCUGAAGAUCUGCAGGGCUUUUAUAAAGGAAACCAGCACAUGCUGAGCAGAUCAGGCUCGCAUUAUGGCUUGGCCACAGGAGGGGUCAGGAACACUUGGGAUCAAGGGCAAGCUAGAGCAACUACUCCUGCUCCUUCGCCCAGGCCUCCUCCUCCUCCUCCUCCUCCUCCUCCUCCCUCGGCUCAUGAGAUCAGCCGCUUGUACAGGGAUUCUCUAUCCAUCAAGAUGAUCCCAGACAGCCAGCGCAUUCGCAGUAGAGCCGCUUCACCGGCUUGCUUUGGCAUUGAAUCCAGAUUUCCAGCAGAACACUCCGUGUACAGCGACGCCAACGGCCUUCCUCUGGACUCUGGAUCCACCUGCAUAGUAGUGGACCCUACAGCUCCAGUCAUGGAUGGGACUCUUCCUCGAGGGAACCCUGCUUACGGCUCUGUGUCAACUCAAAGGAUGCCUUACGACCCUGCUUACGAUCCAGGCUCUGCUCACCACCCUCCGGCGGCCGUCUCUGUCGACCCCAAGAGAACCGUGGAUCCCAGUUUUCUAGCUCUCCUGCGCUCUGAGGGUCUGUCGGAAAGCACUAUAACUCUUCUCCUACAGCAAGGGUUUGAUUCUACCUCCAUGCUUGCUAUGAUGGAAGACCACGACGUCCGCUCCGUCGCUCCCAAUUUGGGCCAAGCACGAAUGCUUUCUCGAGUGGUUUUCAAUUGCAAGACGGGAGCAACCGGUGCUGCGGUUAUGCGAGGUCGUUCUAACAGCUUCAGCCAUCGCAAUGAUCUCUACAUUCAGUCUCAGGCAGUGGAUGGAAACCUCAUUCAACAGCCUCCCAGCACCCUGCAGUCCGUCUCUCCUAGAAUGGGAGAGUUUCUUGGUCGGCGGCCGAACAGCGCUCCGUCUCAGCAUCUCCUCGAAACCACGACAUAUCCAGGGGUUCGCUCGGUCGGAGGUCUUCCGGUCAGUCCGGGGGGCUAUGCCACACAAACACGACCUUUGUACAAUGCCCACACCGGCCUGGCCAUGUCUGCUCAACAACAACCUCCGACUACUCCAGGAGUGGCACCCAAGACCUUCUCCACUACAUACAGCCCUAUGGAGCUGAUGAAGCGCCCUCCGAACCUUCCUCCUCUCUCUCCUUCUCAUAGCCCCCAUCACAGCCCUCAGUUAAUGCGCAAGGGAGCAGCUCCUGUGGAGAGUGCCAUCCUUCCAGCAUCUUCAGCCCUCCAGCCUCAGACCCUAAAUCCUAACAACAAACAAACCCGGAGAACCGGACCUCCGGUCAUUGUAUCCACCAUGGCUUCACCUGACACAAGUAUCAGGCCUCAGAUCGUGAACGGCCCGAUGCAUCCUCGUCCUCUGGUUUCUCUGCUGGACGGUAGGGACUGUACGGUUGAGAUGCCCAUCCUCAAAGAUCUGGCAACCGUGGCCUUCUGUGACGCACAGUCCACACAGGAGAUCCACGAGAAGGUGUUAAACGAGGCGAUCGGCGCUCUGAUGUAUCACAGCAUCACACUGACUCGAGAAGAUCUGGAGAAGUUCAAAGCGCUCAGGAUCAUCAUCCGCAUCGGCAGCGGAUACGACAACAUCGACAUUAAAGCAGCCGGAGAGCUGGGGAUCGCGGUGUGUAACAUCCCGUCGGCGGCGGUGGAGGAGACGGCCGACUCGACGCUGUGUCACGUGUUGAAUCUGUACCGCAGGAACACGUGGCUGUAUCAGGCGCUGCGGGAGGGCACGCGUGUUCAGAGCGUGGAGCAGAUCCGUGAAGUGGCAUCCGGAGCCGCACGCAUCCGCGGAGAAACGCUCGGACUCAUCGGCUUCGGUCGUUCGGGGCAGGCCGUUGCCAUCAGGGCCAAAGUGUUUGGCUUUAAUGUGAUCUUCUACGACCCGUACCUGCAGGACGGUCUGGAGCGCUCGCUGGGCGUUCAGCGUGUUUACACACUGCAGGACCUGCUUUAUCAGAGCGACUGCGUCUCGCUGCACUGCAACCUGAACGAACACAACCAUCACCUCAUCAACGACUUCACCAUCAAACAGAUGCGUCAGGGGGCGUUCCUGGUGAACACGGCUCGAGGAGGUCUGGUGGAUGAGAAGGCUCUGGCUCAGGCGCUGAGGGAGGGCCGGAUACGAGGAGCUGCUCUCGACGUCCACGAGACCGAACCCUUCAGUUUUGCGCAGGGUCCUCUGAAAGACGCUCCUAACCUGAUCUGUACGCCGCACACAGCCUGGUACAGUGAGCAGGCGUCUCUCGAGAUGAGAGAAGCAGCCGCUACAGAGAUUCGCAGAGCCAUCACAGGCCGGAUUCCUGACAGUCUGAGGAACUGUGUCAAUAAGGAGUUCUUUGUGUCAUCAGGUUCCUGGGGCCUGAUGGAGCAGCAGGUUCAUCCUGAGCUCAACGGCGCCGCCUACAGGUUCCCGUCAGGUCUGGCAGCGGGUUUGGAGGGUCUGGUUCCGGUGACCGCGAUAAACCACCCUUCCCAGACGCCGUCCCCAAACCAGACCUCCAAACACGGAGAGAGCAGAGAGCAGCUGAGCGAGCAAUAGCAUCAGCAUCAGCAUCACACACUCCUUCUGCUUUUGGUGUCUCCUCCACAGAAACACAACACACUGAAUGGAGUUUGUUAGUUUGACGUGUUUCUUGCCUCCGUUUCUCAUCUCUGUGAAUCAUUUCAAUAAAUCAGGCAAUAGUGACGCCUGAAGCCACGCCCACUCGAUGAUUGACAGCUCAGCGCUCUGCUCUGAUUGGCCAGGGCUCUCAGACUUCAGCCAAGGAGUGAAACACCAAACGAAAUCUUUCUCUCGUGUGUUUUGUUUGACUGUGAUCUCUACUAACGAACAGUUCAAAUACAUUUCCGUUUCUUUCUCGUACCAGCAGAUGACGUUUAGAUGUUUUAUAUUCAAUGAGUUUUUGGUUUUGGCUUCAUUUCACUAUAUGACUCAGGAAAAUCUCACUUCCAUAAUUAUUUUUCCUACCAAACCUUGUCCAAAUUGUUGCAUAUGAAUACAUAUUUUGUCAUAUUUGCGUUCCUGUUUGGCUGGUGUUAGUAUUUUUAAACAGCUCGGCGUCUCGAGAUCAGUAGGUUUGUGUGGUUUAGUCUCGUCUCUUUCAUUCGGUUUGUUCUUCUGAAGGUGUUUGUUUGUCAGAAAGCGAGAUGUGAUUCAGAAGCGGGAGGUCGUUUGUUUUAUUGUGAUUAUUUGUAUUUGUUUCUUGAAUACGUGAACUUUUAGCAUCAGUCCAGAUCAAAUAAAACAUGCAGGUUCAGAACUCUUU
Molecule: messenger RNA, 3391 nt
Organism: Sinocyclocheilus grahami
Lineage: Eukaryota; Metazoa; Chordata; Actinopteri; Cypriniformes; Cyprinidae
Exons: 11
Coding region: 64-2664 (866 amino acids)
Biological process (GO): regulation of transcription by RNA polymerase II
Cellular component (GO): nucleus
Molecular function (GO): DNA-binding transcription factor binding; NAD binding; transcription corepressor activity
Source: RefSeq, a predicted model, not a curated record